AUGUUCUCAGGGUCGAACUCAUACUUAGGGGGCGGAAACAGUGCCCGACCUGGGCAGCCUCAGUAUGGCCAACAGCAGCAGUCAUUCCAGCAACCGGGAGGUUUCCAGGGCGGAGUGGCUCCUCAGCCGACAGGCUUUGGGGGAGCUCCAAUGCAACCACAGUUCACGGGCUUUCCGGGCCAGCCGCAGCCGCAGGGUUUUGGACAGCAGCAACCCCAGCAACCUCAGCAGCCCAUGUAUACGGGUUAUCCAGGCCAGCAGAACCAGCAGUUCCAACAGCAAGCUCCACAGCAGCAGCCCUUCCAAACUGGCGCGCCGCCGCAGCAGCAACAGCAACAGCAGCCUCCUCCCCCUCAACCGCAACGGCCGCAGCCCACGGGUAUGACUUCAGCGCAAAUGGCUGAUUCGUUUAGAGGCUCCUCGUCGGCCUCAUCUGUACCACCGCCUGUACCCGCGAAGACGAGCAAGAUCCCGAAUAUAAGGCUGUCGUUCAUCACGGCGCAAGAUCAGGCCAAGUUCGAGCAGCUGUUCAAAUCUGCUGUAGGGAAUGCGCAAGCGCUGUCCGGCGAUCAGGCGCGGGAUCUUUUGAUGCGAUCCAAGCUACCCGGAGAUGCUCUAUCUGAUAUCUGGACACUGUGCGAUACCACCAAGUCCGGCCAGCUACUGUUCCCCGAAUUCGCGCUCGCUAUGUAUCUUUGCAAUCUCAAGUUGACUGGCAAAGAUCUACCGAGCGCAUUGCCCGAGCGUGUCAAAAACGAAGUGUCGAGCAUGGUGGACAUCAUUUCAUUCGGUGUUGGCGCAGAUGAACAGUCUAGUCGCUCCACUCCGGCUAGCAAUGCUCCUAGGUUCGAUGAGCCCCCUACGAUACAGCAACCCCAGCCCCAGCAAUCGAAUAGUCAGUUACUUAACACCAUGGUAUCUCAACCUACCGGAUUUGGUCAACCAACGAUGGGGAUGCAACCUCAGCCUACUGGGUUUGGACAAGUUCCGGGAGGCUACAAUGGGCCCCGACCGCCUAUGCCUCCCAUGCCAACGGGUUAUGGUUCCAAUCUGACCCCAAAUCAGACCGGCAUGGCCCCUCUAAAUGCUCAGCCCACAGGUAUACCUGGCCAAUGGGGCUUGGUGAACACACCUGCCACUGGACUUCCUAAUAUCGAGUCUCUGGCAGCUCGAAUGAUGCCUCAAACUGGACGCGAGGGUGGCGCCCAUACCACGGCUGGGCUGACUGGCAAUGCAACCAUUCCUUGGGCUAUAACGAAAGGUGAGAAGAAGCUGUAUGACGAUACAUUUAGAGCUUGGGACGGUAUGAGCAAAGGCUAUAUUAGCGGAGAGCAAGCUCUUGAGAUUCUCGGGCAAAGUGGACUGCCAAAGCCUGACCUUGAACGAGUGUGGACACUUGCCGAUUCCGCUGACCGUGGUCGUCUUAACCUGGACGAGUUUGCGGUUGCGAUGCAUCUCAUCUACCGCAAGCUGAACGGAUACCCUAUUCCCGCUCGCCUACCUCCUGAACUAGUGCCGCCGUCUACACGUAACAUCAACGACUCUAUUGGCGCCAUGAAAUCUCUGCUGCGCGGGGACGCUGAGGACAGAAAAAAUUCUGGCGCAUUCCUCCAGCCUCAACGCACUGGUGUCAGUUACCUCAAGUCCCACUCCUUCCGAGCUGGAAGUCCACAAGCUGGUGGUAGAAAAGACGCAACUGUUUUCCGAAACAAUGACGAUAAUAUCGGGUACAAGUCAAGCGCCAGACGCCGUCUUGGUGCGGGUGGUCGCUCGCCAUCUCCCGCACAGCCGUCAUCUCCUGUAUCCGAGCGAUCGGAUGAGAUGUCCCUGGACCAGCUGAGGAAGUCAGUCAAAGAGAAGCAGAUUCUCCUAGAUGCUAUGGACACCCAGGACGAAAAUGCGGCAGAUGAGGAGGAUGCACUCGAUCGCCGUGACCGUCGAGAAGCGGAAGAACUCUACCGCCGCAUUCGUAGGAUACAGGAAGACAUCGAUGCUCAUCCCAAGGCAUCCCUGAGAUCUACUGAUUCUGAUGCGGAGCGCCGCGCCCUCAAACGCCAGCUCCAGAACCUGACAGAUCGCCUACCUGAACUUGCAUCCAACGUGCGCCGAACUGAGCGAGAGAUCGCAGACGCUCAACUAGAGCUCUUCAGACUUAAGGAUGCCAAAGAACAUCCAGGAUCCGCCUCGACGAUUGUUGGUACUGGUCCUGGAGGCGCUGUAACCGAAUCAGAUCGUUUGAAGGCUCGAGCCAAGGCCAUGAUGCAGGCACGUUCUGCCGCCUUGACCGGAAGGCCUGCCCCUGCUAGUGAUGAUACCGGUGCAGCGACAGAGCGCCUGGAGAAAGAAAACUCACGCAUUCGAGCUGAGAGGGAGAAUAACGAGCGUAUGAUCCGUGAUGUGGAGGAUAGUGUAAACGAAUACACAAAGGGACUAGAGUCAAGCUUGAAGGAGGGAGGGCAUGACAACACUAGUGAGCAUGAACGCCGGAGGUGGGAGGAGGCUCUUGGAGUAGAGGAUGAUGUCAAAGACUUCAUCUUUGAUCUUCAGCGGAGUGGUCGAGCUUCUCGUGUCCGCAAAGAAGAUUCCUCGCGCGACAACUAUAGGUCAUCGGCUCGAUCUGAGGAAAAGCGUCCCGCAACCGCUUCCAGGUAUGACAGCCCUGGCUCUAGUACUGAGCCUACAGCUCGCCCCGCCUCGACUCCUGCCGCUGGCGGCUCUUAUUCUUCCUACAAAACACCUGAAGAGCGUGCGGCCUUCAUUAAGCAGCAAGCCGAGGCGCGAAUGGCUGAACGACUGGCUGCCUUGGGUAUCCGAGCACCAGCUAAAGCUGGGGAGUCUUCUCAGCAGCGGGCCGAGCGCGAAAAGAAAGAACGUGAGGAGAAGCUUCGCCAGGCUGAGGAGGAAGAUGCCCGCCGCGAAGAGGAGCGCCAACGACGUCUCAACGACGAAUCCAUUGCACCCCCUGUCACGACUAAAGGUAGCGGCAAGAAGCCCGCCCCGCCUCCACCAGCGUCACGUAAAAACAAGGCCGACGUCGCUCAACAUGACAUCAAGCAGGCUGAAGCGGAAUCGAAGAGAGUAGAAAACGAGGUGGCUGAACAGGCUAUCCGUGAGCAACAAGAGGCUCAGGAGGCGGAAACGAGGCGCAUGCAGGAGGAAGAGCGUAGACAAGAAGAUGAGUUAGCCAAGGAGCGUGAAGCUUCCCAAGCUAGACUCCGCGCUUUGGAAGAACAGGUGCAGCAAGGCAAGCUCAAGAAGGCCGAAGAGCGGAAGCGCAGGGAUGCGGCCCAGAAGGGUGCAAAGGAGAAGGAAGGUCGAUUAGCUGCGCAGCGUGCCGAAAUUGAAGCUGCCCGUGAGCGUGAACGACAGCUGCAGUUGCAGCUCGAAGCUUUGGAUGAUGAGGAGUCUUCCGACGACGAUGGUCCUCAGAACAUCACUCCUCAAGACACUACACCUACCGCUAGUCAAGAGCUACCACGCGACUCAGCGCCACCGCCGGCACCGCCAAUGCCACAUAUUACACAUCAACAGAACACACCACCGUCGUCCGUUGCUAGCCCACCUGCAUCUUCUUUGACCAGUCCUCAUCCCGGACAUGGUGACACGGAGACCAAGAAUCCCUUCCUAAAGAAGAUGGCAUUGUCUAGUCAGGAGAACAAUGCUGCUUCUACGCCGCCACCUCCACCCAGCAAUACCAGCGAGGUGUCUACGAACCCAUUUCAUCGCUUGACGCAGGAGAAUGCCAACAAGGCCGCUGUACCUACCUUCAACGAACCUUCCGGCCCUCCAGCCCGCAGACUAGGAGGACGCCAGGACGACGAUGACUGGUCUGUCGUGGACUCGGACGAUUCCUCUUCUGACGACGACGAACCCCCAUCCCAAGGCGGCGCCAAACAACUAGCUUCCAUCCUCUUCGGCACCAUGGCACCUCCUCGCCCCCUUUCGUCGAUGGACAACAAAAGCCCUCGCGCGGAGUCGCCUGCUGUGUCUUCUCCUGCUGCUAUCCCGCCCCCGCCGCCAAUGCCUAGUAGUUCGGCUCCUCCGCCUCCUCCAGGACCACCGCCUCCCCCGGGUGGUGCAGCACCUCCUCCCCCGCCAAUGCCCAACAUGAAAGCUCCCGGUGGACCGCCAGCUCGGGGGGCGCUACUCGGGGAGAUUGUUGCGGGUAAGGGAUUGAGGAAGGUAGAAACGAAGGAUAGGAGUACGUCAAGUACUGCUGGAAGAGUCUUGUAG
Cucurbitaria berberidis CBS 394.84 is the source of this 4233-nucleotide messenger RNA. RefSeq lists its product as uncharacterized. Gene Ontology annotation, molecular function: calcium ion binding; actin binding. Bases 1 to 4233 code for a protein of 1410 amino acids. Gene Ontology annotation, biological process: endocytosis; endosomal transport; actin cortical patch assembly. The transcript is spliced from 3 exons. Gene Ontology annotation, cellular component: plasma membrane; cytoplasm; nucleus. The record is from RefSeq and is a predicted model, not a curated record. NCBI's taxonomy places the organism in Eukaryota, Fungi, Ascomycota, Dothideomycetes, Pleosporales, Cucurbitariaceae.